GCAUUUCCAAAGUGAACAUAACCCCGAGGUGAACACACCUUGCACCGUACCUCGCCGCUACCUUGGUACAUACAUGCUAAAGGACUCCACCCGCUCACAUAGAUAAGAAAUAGAAUGGGGUCGUCGUCAUCUAAGCCUGCCCGUCCCACAUGGCCUGCUGUGGAGAAGCCUCGGAGACCGGCUCUCGAAUCAAAGAUGAGCGACCUCACUUUGUGCGAUACAGACUCUAGCGAGGAACCGGAGCCUUCUCUUUCCUUGAGGCUCGAAGCCGCUAUCAAGUGGGAAGCCAAACUCUUGUCCGAACCAAAGAAUCGUCUUGCUCUUGCUGCUCUUAGCACACACGCUUCUACAGCCAUCCUUCAAAAGCCGUCGGCGCUCCUCCACGAUACCCAUGUGUUCAGUGACCAGAUUGAACUCGAAGGAACCCCCGUUACCAACCAGCGCUCCUCAGGGAGAUGCUGGCUGUUUGCCAGCACCAACGUCUUUCGAGUUCCGAUAAUUAAGAAAUACAAACUGACUGGAUUUGAGCUGUCCCAAAAUUACCUCUUUUUCUGGGAUAAACUUGAGAAAGCCAACUUUUUCUUGGAGCAAAUUAUUAAUACCCAAGAAGCAGAUCUCGAUGGAAGGCUGAUUCAGUACCUACUGCAAUCUCCUGUUGGUGAUGGCGGCCAAUGGGAUAUGGCUGUAAAUUUAGUUGAAAAAUAUGGAUUGAUUCCGCAAGCUUUCUAUCCCGAUUCGUUCAAUUCCAAGUCGUCCGGCCGCAUCAACUGGCUCAUUACAGCCAAACUUCGCGAGGCGGCUCUCACCCUCCGGUCCCUCGGCGCCUCAUGUAAGAGUGGGGAGCUUGAAAUAUACAAGGCUAAGGUUCUCCAAGAGAUAUACGGCGUCCUCGUCCUGUCCUUAGGUGUUCCCCCCAAACCCGAUGAUACCUUCACCUGGAAUUUUCAUGAUAAGGACGGCAAAUUCCGUUCCAUCACCACUACUCCCCUUGAAUUUUACAAAGAGAACACAGGCACCAUAAGCUACGGUGCCGGUGUAAUUGAUGGGGUUUUGGGCGGUGGAGAUAGGGGUGGCGUUGCCGAGAGAUUCUCCUUAGUCAAUGAUCCUAGGAACGAAUACAACAGACUCUUGACAGUCGAGAGACUCGGUAAUGUUGUUGGCGGGAGAGGGGUUAAAUAUGUUAAUGUGUCUACAGAUGUUAUGAAAUCUGCAGCUAUCGCCAUGAUUAAAGCACAGCGUCCUGUAUUUUUCGGAUGUGACGUUGGAAAGUUCGCGGAGGGCGGCAGAGGAAUUAUGGAUACCGGCUUGUUUGAUUACGAACUAGGGUAUAAUAUUACUUUGUAUAUGAACAAGGCUGAGCGACUUCGCACUGGAGAGAGUUCCAUGACCCACGCUAUGGUUCUCAGUGGAGUCAACAUUGUCGAUGGCAAGCCAACAAAGUGGAGAGUGGAGAACUCGUGGGGGGCUGAGUCCGGAGAAAAGGGUUACUGGCUCAUGAGUGAUGCUUGGUUUGAUGAGUACUGCUACCAAGUUGUUACCGACCCCGCUUUCGUAAGCAAUGAGGUUCUCAAUGUCCUCAAGCAGGAUCCCAUAUCACUCCCUAUUUGGGAUCCAAUGGGAAGCCUUGCUUAGCGGCAUUGUGUACUAGCUUGACUUCGGGAGUUUCAGAUGUAUUUCAAGGUUAUUCGCAGAGUGGUCGUUUUCUUAUGGCAGGGAGUUUCUUAUAUACAUUGGGUAAACCGUGUUCUUCUCGAUUCCUCCUCGCAUUUCCAGCUGCAUUCCGAUGUUGAAUGAUACAUGCAUGGUAUUAAAGAAUAGACGAUAUUGCAUCUAAAA
Messenger RNA from Tuber melanosporum (Perigord truffle), 1836 nucleotides. RefSeq lists its product as uncharacterized. Gene Ontology annotation, biological process: proteolysis; response to toxic substance; L-homocysteine catabolic process. The record is from RefSeq and is a predicted model, not a curated record. Gene Ontology annotation, molecular function: cysteine-type aminopeptidase activity. The coding region runs from base 196 to 1632 and encodes 478 amino acids. The transcript is spliced from 8 exons. NCBI's taxonomy places the organism in Eukaryota, Fungi, Ascomycota, Pezizomycetes, Pezizales, Tuberaceae. Gene Ontology annotation, cellular component: cytoplasm.